AUGGCCAUGGGCACGGCAUUUCUGAUUCAAUUUGCCACAUGCUAUCUUCUCGCCGCUGUUCCGAUGCUCUACAUGGAAAUUGCGAUGGGUCAAUUCACAUCCGCUUCACCAUGGCUCGCAUUUGAGAUGAUAUCUCCAGCAAUGGCAGGAAUUCCUGCAGCUUUGGGAUUCAAUAUUAUUUUGCGAAUAGUCACCAGUUCAGUGUGGAUAACACAUGCUCUUGCAUUGUUUGGCAUCUCUUUGACAGGUGUCAUUAUGAAACUCCCUUGGGCCGAUUGUAUGGAUAUGUUUGGAUGCUACGAUGUACGAUUGGCUGAUCGGUGUACUUUUGCCUCUCCGAACGACACAUUUUGUGCUGAUUUCAUCAAAUCACUCGUGAUAGGCCGGUCGAGCUACACAAAGGACACUCCGCUAGUCAGCUACCUCCAUUCGCUUCUCAAAGAGGACCAGCCAAUGAGUUCUGAGAAUUUUAUUCCACAUCCAUUAUUAGUUGUUGUGCUACUUAUGGUGUGGUUGAUAGCGAACGUUGCUCAAAAUGGAGGCGUUUACCUUUUGGGUAACACAUCCUUCAUUGUCAUUCCUAUUGCAGUGAUCAGUUUGAUCAUGACUGUAACCACAGCUAUUGUGGUGGGUGACAUUGCUGGAUCAUUGUAUCAUUUCUAUCAGCAUCGUUUCAACAAACUUUUAGAGGUGAAAGAUUGGAUAGUUGCUGCUGGACAUGCAGUUUUCAUUCUCAACGUGUCAACCGGUGGAAUGAUCAAACUGGCGUCAUCCCGACCAUUCCAUCUUCCGAUUCUUCGUGAUGUGAUAACCAUAGCAGUUGUCACGCUACUCUUUCAUGCCGUUACCCUGUUAUCCACCACAGCAAUCAUAGAUGGCUAUGCCGCACGAGUCUACCCAUAUGAUACUCACGACGAGCGCUUCGGUUAUGUGACUGAACGUCGUUACCUGGUGAUGGCUAUUGUUGGAGAGGCACUCGUGGGAGCAACUGGUGGCUGGAUUCUGAAUGCCUUGUACUUUUUAGGAAUUGCCGUUGUACCGUUACAAAAACUCGCAACAGACCUCUGGGUAGUGGUGUCAAUGCUCCGCGAAAAGUACAACGAGGCGUUCCAGGAGCACUUAAACCGACGGCAACUUAAUAUCGCCAGUUCUCUGAUUGUUAUCUUUGGAUUUAUCGUCAACUUACCCUUCAUUAUGUCUGGUUGGUGA
Angiostrongylus costaricensis is the source of this 1209-nucleotide messenger RNA. Lineage: Eukaryota; Metazoa; Nematoda; Chromadorea; Rhabditida; Metastrongylidae. The record is from the annotation of a GenBank genome assembly.